UAGUGAGAGAAGCUGUGACACGUUCAUACAAUACACUUGCCAAACGUGAUUCAAUAUCUUCGCGGCGACUCUCUCUCUCCCUCUCUCUCUGUGAGAAAAACCCUACGCUUUGAUCCAUUGUGUUCGAAGAAAUCUCAUCUGAGUGCUCGCUAUUCGGCGAUCAACAUAAUAAUGAUGUUAGGUGUUAUAAGGCGAAGAGUCGCUUCCGGCGGCUCGUCUGCUUCGGUUUUUGGGCAGACAUUUCAGGCGAGCCGGCCUGUGGUGUCUACUUCUAGAGUUUCCUCCAUUGCAGAGAAAGAGGUUUUGCUUCAACCGAGAGGCUUUGGGCAAGUGCGGAAUUUUGGUCACCUUGUUGUACCUGGUUGCUCAGGUAGUUUACGGCCAAUGAGGGAGGUUGUUGCCAGUAUUCAGUGGGAAGCUACAAUGCAAAUGCUGAGCAGGCCAUUUUCUUCAGACAAUGGGGAUUUGGUUGAUGCUGUUGUCCCUUUUAUGGGUGAAUCCAUUACUGAUGGCACACUGGCGAGUUUCUUGAAGAAUCCUGGUGACAGGGUAGAAGUUGAUGAACCGAUUGCUCAAAUUGAAACAGAUAAGGUGACAAUUGACGUUACUAGUCCUGAAGCGGGUGUGAUUCAAAAGUUUGUAGCCAAGGAAGGUGAUACUGUAGAACCAGGUACCAAGAUUGCCAUCAUUUCAAAGUCUGCUGAAGGAAUGGCGCCUGUUGCUCCAUCUGAGAAGGCAUCAGAGAAAGCUGUUUUGCAGCCAUCUCCCCCUUCUGAAAAGAGUGAGGAAAAGCAGAAGCCUAAAGUUGAAACUGCUCCUGUCACUGCGAAGCCUAAAGCACCCUCUACACCACCUCCUAAACACUCAGCUACAGAACCUCAGCUUCCCCCUAAAGAAAGGGAAAGGCGGGUUCCUAUGACAAGACUCCGAAAACGGGUUGCUAAUCGAUUGAAAGAUUCCCAAAACACAUUUGCACUGUUGACAACAUUCAAUGAGGUUGAUAUGACAAAUCUGAUGAAGCUCCGUUCUGAUUACAAGGAUGCUUUUGUUGAAAAGCAUGGGGUGAAGUUAGGACUUAUGUCAGGAUUUGUGAAAGCUGCUGUCAGUGGGCUCCAAAAGCAGCCUAUUAUUAAUGCGGUCAUUGAUGGGGAUGAUAUUAUCUAUAGAGACUAUGUAGAUAUCAGUAUUGCUGUUGGUACCCCAAAGGGCCUUGUUGUCCCAGUCAUCCGCAAUGCUGAGAAGAUGAAUUUUGCUGAGAUUGAGAAGGAGAUCAACACACUAGCAAAGAAGGCAAAUGAUGGAUCUAUAUCUAUUGAUGAAAUGGCUGGAGGUUCAUUUACAAUAUCUAAUGGUGGGGUUUAUGGAAGCCUUUUAAGUACCCCCAUCAUCAAUCCCCCUCAGUCGGCAAUAUUGGGUAUGCACUCGAUAGUGAGCCGUCCUAUGGUUGUUGGAGGAAACGUUGUUCCAAGGCCAAUGAUGUACAUUGCUCUAACAUAUGACCAUAGGUUGAUUGACGGGAGAGAGGCAGUUUUCUUCUUGCGUCGUAUCAAAGAUGUUGUGGAGGACCCUCGUAGACUUCUCCUUGACAUAUGAAGACCCAACUGCAGGUGCUUUGUGAUUCUUGGUUUUCUGGUAUACCUAGAAUUGGAUAUACUUGAAUUUAUUGAUAAAAAAUAAACAUAUUUAGAUCUAAAUUUUGUAGGGUUUAAUUUUGUUAUUGCGGCUGGAUAUGAUGGAAUUUGAAAUGAGAGACUUUCAAAAUGUUGUAUUUUGUUUUAUGCUGAACCCGCCAAGUUCUCAUCAAAAAAGCUUGUAUGGAACUAAUGUGAAUCGUAUUGUAGGGAAUCAUCCCUAAAAUGAUUUACUGAGACUCUUUAUAUUUUUUUAAUUUACAUGGUCUGGUUCUGAGAAA
Quercus lobata is the source of this 1912-nucleotide messenger RNA. RefSeq names its product Dihydrolipoamide succinyltransferase. NCBI's taxonomy places the organism in Eukaryota, Viridiplantae, Streptophyta, Magnoliopsida, Fagales, Fagaceae. Gene Ontology annotation, biological process: tricarboxylic acid cycle. The coding region runs from base 172 to 1593 and encodes 473 amino acids. Gene Ontology annotation, molecular function: dihydrolipoyllysine-residue succinyltransferase activity. The record is from RefSeq and is a predicted model, not a curated record. The transcript has 15 exons. Gene Ontology annotation, cellular component: oxoglutarate dehydrogenase complex; mitochondrion.